AUGUGCGCCCAUAUCUCGGGCAAUCUGUUGUCUGCCCUUCAAACUGCGGGGCUCAACCUUCCCCCACAGAAGCUCACACGUGGAGGUGCCGUACCUGACGUGUCAGAGAUGAGCGGUGUUGUCCGGGAGACGAGCUCCGAGGUGCACACACUGAAGAAGGAAGUCGCUGCUCUGCGCGCCGAUUAUGCCGACCUGCAGUCAAACUUCAGCAGCGUGAGCAAUCAGCUGUGUGAGCGCGUGGCGGCACUGGAGAAGGCGCGGGAGACAGCGAAAAAAGAGGCCGUGCUUGGUGCGCACGGCAAGCCAGACGUGGCCUCUCCAUCCAAGCGGGUUGACUCUAGUCCGGACCCGGGACUUAGAGACAUUGCGGCCUCCCCCCUUGCAGGAAUUCACCAAACCUCGCGGAUUGGUCCCAACGAGGAGGCAGGGUUGCCGCAGCAGCACCAGCGUGAACCCCACUAUGCAUCCCCCCCGCAGUCACCCGCCCCAGCUACUGCACAGCCGCAUCAGCCAAGCGUGCCACAUGGGCGGAACGCAGCGUACUAUCAGCCUGGUACAUCCCGACCUGCCCCGUCGCAGCGUCCGGUCGCUCCACUCCCAGCUGCGACCCGCCCGCCCGCUCCCAUAUACCAAGGUUUCGCGGCUAUGCCACCUUAUGCUCCACCGCCCGGGAUGCCGUUUUACUGGCAAGGAGCUCCCCCGCCGCACGCACCCCCCCUGCAGCAGUCGUACCCCCCGCCAGCCAUCCCGAGUAUGAGUGGCGCGGGUGAAGGAGGCGUGGAAUGGAUGCGCGAUUCCGGAGGCGAGGCAGGUGUAGCUGGAGCUCCUUCCGAUGCCUUCAACGGCGGACGAGCGAAGUCCAGGUACGCGGGGGUUACUGGGGGUGGAGAUGCUUGGUUUGCCAAGCUACUGAUGUCGGCCCCUCAAAACCCCAUUCGCAUGGGGCCGUUCCCGAGCGAGGAGGAGGCAGCCAAGGGAUACAAGGCUGCCGCUGUGGUGGUUCGGCCGCAAAGUUAUCGCAUCCAGCGUAGCAUUGAACUGACCCUGUCGGAGCAGCAGCUGCUGACCGGGUGCACCAGGCAGCAUGUGGCAAGCCUGGCCGAGCGUGGCCUCUGGCACAGGUGGCGCGAAAUGGCGGCAGAUUAUGCCGGAGCUUGCACCGGCUCCUCUGCUUUAGGUUCCUGGUGCAGCCACCAUGUUGCCGCCGCGGCCGCAAGCACAGCCGAGCAGCAGCCAGGCCACACAACCUCCGGGCAUGGCCCACUCUCGAACCCCAGGUGA
Molecule: messenger RNA, 1281 nt
Organism: Closterium sp. Naga37s-1
Lineage: Eukaryota; Viridiplantae; Streptophyta; Zygnematophyceae; Desmidiales; Closteriaceae
Source: the annotation of a GenBank genome assembly